UAAGACAGAAGCGUUAUAUGUAUAGGAGUAUCCUCUUUCAUUAAAAAUUAAAGGCACGUAUAUAAAGGCUAUAUAUUAUUAUUAUUGUUAUUCGUAUUGGCCAGGAUCCGAACAUGUCGGAUAAAGAUUUACCGUUUAUUUUAGUGCGGAUUUUUAGCAUAUUUUUUGCUGUUUUAAGUUUUGGUUUUCUCUGUGUUAAUUCAACAAAUCCAUGGAUCCUUAGACCUGUAGAGGUCGCCUCUAAGACAGUGUUUCCUGCCGAUUGUGUUGAUGGGGACGGAAAUACACGAUCACAUUUACAGAACUGGACAAGCUCAAGCGGAUCAUGUGAUAGACGUGUGUGCUAUGAAGGGAUGCUAGAAACAUUAAAAUGGCAAAUCAACUACGAUUGCGUUGGUGAGCACGAGUUACCAGAUGCAAUUAACUGUGAGUUUGUGUCUGAAACGGCCUUGACCUUUCCACAUUGUUGUCCAUAUCUUGUCUGUAACAAUGUAUCAGCUACAACAACAACACCUGCUCCAUGUUCCGAUCGGUCUCCACAAAAGGCAUGUGAAUACUGGAGGAACCAAACCAACUGUGUGGACAGUGAUGACAGUUUACUGACUGUAUUGUAUAAUUUUACAGUGGAGAACUGUGCACUUACUUGCGGGUUUUGUGCACCAUAGGACGUGACAAUUGCAAAAGAACUGGAUAUCGCCUUAUUCUCAUUUUAUCGUUGUUGUCCAUUGAAAUAAGGGAGAUAAUCCAUUCUCACUUAUAUUGUAUAGUUUGCAACUAUUACUGUUACCUCCCUUUGCACAUCUAAAAAGCUAUAUGUUUACUAAAAAAAAUGUUAUUUGAAUUCUGAACAAAAAAGAUACAGAUAAAAAAGAAAGAAAAGAAAAGUAAACAAAACACGCCCAAAAUACAUGAAUGCAAGUCAUUUUUCUUAAGAGCGAAUGUCAUAUGUACGAAAUCAUUGUUAAACAAUUAAACCCCUCUUCUGCAUAAUAUUUUCUUUUGGAACAUUUUAUUCUGUUUACCUACACUUUUGAUGUGUGUAAAAUAACAGUGACAUUCGUUGUUACAGCUUUUUCGAAAAUCUAAAUAAUGGAUAUGGUAAACAGUAUUUAACUGUUAUAGUAUAUUAUUCUAUAUUGUUAAGAAGGACACAUAUUGCUACUGUAAAAAUGCAAUCAGAACACAAUGAUAAUUAGACAUAACACUCCAUGGCCACUCCUCUAUCAAAGAUCGAUUAUUGGAAAUGAUUUAUAAUAUUUCUAUAAUUUCUAACUUUAAAAUAACACAAAAGAAAUCAUUAUAUAAGAGCUUAUUGUAUUUGUUUAAACUAUUUUUGUUAUAUGUAAUUGUUAUCAUGAUACAAAAUUUCUAUUUAUUUUUGUAAGUAAACAUUUCUUCAUUUUGA
Messenger RNA from Ruditapes philippinarum (Manila clam), 1405 nucleotides. RefSeq lists its product as uncharacterized. Lineage: Eukaryota; Metazoa; Mollusca; Bivalvia; Venerida; Veneridae. The transcript has 5 exons. The record is from RefSeq and is a predicted model, not a curated record. Bases 114 to 665 code for a protein of 183 amino acids.